GUCAAAGCAAAGGACUAUGUCUUAUAAACUAAAACAUAUCGUGAAUAAAUACCCUGUGAUUUAAAAAGAAAAAAGGCUGAGGAAUUGACUCAGAGGGACCUCAAUUCAUAAAAAAAAAAAAGAUUGUAAAUAAUCUUGGGCUUCCAGUCUUUUUUAUAGUUAUUUUUCAUAAUUGUAAAACUAAUAAAUGUUGGGAUUACUUCCUUCGUUGAAUCUUUGUUUUUUGUAUUUUAUGUUUUUGUAAGGUCUUAUACUUCUAUCAUCUGUGCACACUCAUGCUGUUGAGAUUCAUACAUACAGUGGAAUUUAAAAAGUCUACACAAAAUGUAAAUUUUCUGUAAUCUCAUUAUACAUAAUGAUAUAUUUCAAGCCUGUAUUUCUUUGUAAUUUUGCUUUGUUUUAUUGUAGAAAGUUUUACAAUAGCUUUUUUUCAUCCUGAGUACAGAUACCAGCUUAGACUGAUCGUGUUUUGACCCACUGUUUGGUUAAAACUGUCUACCUUCUUUCUCAACAGCAUAUUGGUUAAACAUGUAACCCAACUAGUUUUUUCGUGUCGACAUGGUUUGGCCAAAUGAAUGUGUUCAGGUUGACUUGGGUAACUCUGCCUCCAAACUGCUUUGAUUGAUGCUUUGAUUUCACAACCAAAGCAUUAUUACAAGGUUUAUUAUGUAUUAUUUUCCAUUUUCCUUCUCAUUACUAUAAUGUGUUAUGAAUAUGCUCAAGGUGAAAGCAUUUCUGUUUACCUGCCCUACAUGUUUAUUUUUGUCAGCUGUAAAUAAUUUCAAAUAUUCAAGCUGUCAUUCCAAUUGUUGUUAAAUGAGUCAACAGGAGAAAAUUACUGCAGCAAAGAAUUGACUUCAGCGGACAACUAUGAAGCCUUCCUACAAUUAUUUUUGUUUAAGUGAAGUGUAGCUGCGUGAGAGCACUGAUUGCUGAAAGUUUCUGCCAUGUUCUAAAAGUGACCAGUUUAUAUCUCAUCUAAAAUGGCCUACUAGUUUAAUUCUGGUUGUGAAGUUAUGUAGCUGUGAACUUGGGAGGUAAAGGACCUGAUAAUUCUGUCAAAUGAUGUUAACAAUGCUUCUUUAUUCUGAAAAGUAAAAUGUAGUGCCAUUGGCCUGCAAUAAAAAAAAACUCGAGGGGAAUAAGGCGGAGGACGGUGGUGAUUUCAAUUUACAUAGUCACAAACAUGUGGUGCUAUUCCUGGAAUAAUAAACCCACUGACAGGUACUUCUGCUUUUGGAAUAAGGUCUUACACAUACGCUGUGACACUCAACCAGCUAAAACUGACUUGUAAUGACUUAAUGUCAUUUGAAGUGUAGUGUAAGCGAAGCCUAGCAAAAAUAAAACCUGGCCUGGUGAGACUGUUUUGGCGCCAACAUUUAGCUAAUAGGGUCAAAAUUUAGCUAUGAUGAAGACACGGAUCUCAUGUCAUGUUUCAGUGCUUCAUGCUAAUGAUGGUGUAAUGUUGAACACUCAAGAUCAAUUGAGCUUUUUUAAAUGCCAGAGACAUUCUGAGAGUUUUCACUGACCGUGUCCGUCCUUUUAAGACCAGAGUGUACCCAGUCUCUUAUUACUACCUCCAUCAGGAUAAUUUCACAAUGGCACAAAGCUUAAAUCAUGUCAAACUGGUUUCUUGAAAACGACGAGUUCAUUGUAUUCCUAUGGCUUCCACAGUCAGCAGAUCCAUGUUCAACAAAGCAUCUUUGGAGUAAGAUGAAAAUGGAGAUUUGCAUCAUGGAUGUUCAUCUCGCAACACAAUUGUUCGAUGCUAUGAUGUCAAAAUGGACCAAAAAUCCUAAACAUCUAAAAAAUGUUUCUGAUACCGUGUUAAAUCACUGUCGAGAGGAAUUAAGGCAGAUCUGAUGACACAAGGGGUUUGUGUGUGUGUGUCUGUUCCACUUGUCCACAAAGUGACCAGUGAGUUUAUGUUUUGAUGGUGCAUCAAUGACAAAUGUUCUACAAAAUAAACUGAAAUAAUUAGCAGGAAGGAUAUCCCCUUUUGAAGAACCCUAACACAAUGACACAACCACAAGCCUGCAAUAAAAAUUAUUUUAAAAAAGCAUUGAAUUAUAUGUUCGUAAAAUUCACUUUCUGUGUUUAUUAACAUAAAUAAAAAUCUGAUUCCACGUAAAUACGUUUGGCCAAUUUUGGGUUGUGCUCAUUUGCCUGCCGCUGCUGUCACCUUGGAAACGGCUCGGGAGCCGUGCUCUGAUUGGUCCCUCCCCACCAUAUGCGGAAGUGGAUGCCUUACCUGUCUGUAGUCCUGAAGGUGGUUUCACACCUGUACGGUCAGCUCCUUGCGCAGUUUUGUUUCCAGGAACAGCCCCCGGCUGUGCGAGGUUUUAUAUCUGCUAUGGACUGAGAGUGGACAACAGCUUUGUGUGUGUCUGUGAGGACCAAGAGUACCGAAGAUACUGCGGAAUUCAAAACUUUCUGUGCGCCCUCGGAUUCUCUCCCAGACAGGCUUCGAGUGAGAUUUACACAAGCAAGGCUGGAUAGUGACACAUAGCUCCAGCACUAACACGCGUCUUCGUGCAAUGUCGAAGAGUGGCACAUGGCCAGGCAACGUUGCCAUGGAGUCAUUGACUAACAUGGACAGUGCAGGGAGCUGUGACAGUGUAAUCAGCACAAACUCUGCCUGGGUGAGUGGCGCUAGCGAAGAUAGUAUGGAGUACCUAUCUGCUGAAGAGAAGGCAUGUCUGAUGUUUCUGGAGGAAACAAUUGAAGCACUGGAAGUGCAGGAAGACAGUGGCUUAUCAAAUGACGAGCCAGACGUGUGGUCAAAGACGGAGCCACAAGAUCAGAUAAGUAAUGGAAUUCUCAGGAUAUCCUCUCCAACUCCCCACACAACAGCAGAUCCUCCAUCUGCUGGAUCAACCACAGAGUGUGAAACUGAGCAUCACGCUGCAAAUCAAAACUCCAACCCACAAUCUGCUUCCAUGUCUGCAGUCGGCGUGAAAAAUGUUAAAACAGAGAACCUGGGAGUUGAAACUGAUCCUUCAGUGUCUAACUCUGGUUACACAACCUCAUCAUCAGACAAAACAACUGACGUUUCAAAGUUAGAUGGAGAUCUUGAGCUUGAGAACAUCACAAAUUCUGGAGAUGCCUCAGAGAAUGAUCUGGAUAUAAUCCCUCCACCAACAGACUUUAGAGAUGAACCAGAACCGGACUUGCUACUGGAAGCCAUGACGGUGGUCCCGCCACCAGCAGCCAUGACCGUGGAGGCCAUGUCAGUGGUCCCACCACCGGAGACCAUGACCAUGGAAGCUACAACCGUGAUCCUGCCACCUGAAGCCACGACUAUGGUCCCGCCACCAGAGGCCAUGACUGUGGAGGCCAUGACAGUGGUCCCACCACCGGCGGUCAUGACCGUGGAGGCUACAACUGUGAUCCCGCCAUCUGAAGCCACGACCGUGGUCCCGCCACCAGAGGCCACAGCCAUAGUCUCCCCACCAUCUAACGACUUCACAAAGCAAAAACGAACUGUUGAUUUGGAGCAGAUGCGCUUGAGAGCCUCUGUGAAGAGAUCUGUUGUAGACUCUUCUACUGCUGAGGAUUCUUCUAGCAAAGCCUCAGACGUUGCUUCCCUUUUACCCCAAAUGAAUCCCCCCACUGAGCCUUCAGAACCCAGAAACCCACCUGCUGUGGCACCAAAACCUAAGAAGCUACCUUCAAACAUUAUUUUAAAGUCACCGAUGUCACCAACACAUGUCUCUCAUGGAAACCCAGGGCAUUCGGUGCCCUCCCACAGUGAUCGGAUGUUGUUGGACCCUCAGAAGGUUCGAAUGGAGGCCCUCAAAAAGCUUGGACUGCUUAAAGACAACAAGGAGGAAUCAAGUCGUGCUGUAAGCCCUAAGCUUCCUCAGAAGUCUGCUGCAUACAAACGGUCACUGGCGAGCCCCUCUCCUCCAGUCAGUCCUGCUUCUCACACACCCCCUGUAACACCAUCUCUUACCCCAGUCAUUAGUCCCCUACAAGCACCUGUACUCCAACAGUCUGCGUUGGCUCCUACUGUGUCACCAUCAGCUUCUUCAGUAUCUCCUCCCAUCCAGGACGCUGAUAUCCUCCCAGCACCUGCAGCUUUCAGCGAUGGAUUUGGGCCUUCAGGUGACGGACUUCCUGCUGUCACAGAGGCCACUUUCAGUACCCUUCCUAACACAUCGUCACCAAAGGUGAUCAGUAUGAAAUUUGCAACCUUGGAGCGAUCUGGUUUGGGUCUGAGCAGCCAGAUGUCCAAUCAGAGCUUAUUGGAAGUAGCUGGUGGCGAGCAAGACCCAAAGCAACUGCGCAACACUCGGCCAAGACCUGUCUCUCUUGGGACUGGGAAAGACUUUUCUCACGCUAAAGGUGAGGGUUUGGUGGCAAGCGGAACGUCAGAAUUCCAGAAGCCCCAACCGACACAGGCAUUCCACCACAGAGAGUCUUCCAGGCUGCCUCGAUCUCAAGGCAUCAGCGUGAUGAUCUGCCCUCGCCCAGAGAAUGAAGAGGACCGGCGCCACGCCCUGAAGAAGCUGGGACUGCUCAGAGACUAACUUCCAAACGUACCUUUACAUAUUGUAAAACAGACUGAUGCAGACUAUAUCUGGGUUUAAAAUGCUGAAGGAGUGCCUUAACCACAUUGUUAUGCUUCUGUUUUCCACUGAAUACCAUGUGGUUUACUGUACACUAACCGUAUCUGUGUUUCCUUUGACCAUUUAAUAGCUCAAAUCGAAAUGUCAAAAUUUGUGAAUUUCACAAAACUGCAAUAAAAACACUUUUUGCAUCACAUAA
Molecule: messenger RNA, 4770 nt
Organism: Poecilia reticulata (guppy)
Lineage: Eukaryota; Metazoa; Chordata; Actinopteri; Cyprinodontiformes; Poeciliidae
Product: specifically androgen-regulated gene protein
Source: RefSeq, a predicted model, not a curated record